Molecule: messenger RNA, 2306 nt
Organism: Platichthys flesus (European flounder)
Lineage: Eukaryota; Metazoa; Chordata; Actinopteri; Pleuronectiformes; Pleuronectidae
Product: cytosolic sulfotransferase 1-like
Exons: 8
Coding region: 407-1288 (293 amino acids)
Biological process (GO): sulfation
Cellular component (GO): cytoplasm
Molecular function (GO): sulfotransferase activity
Source: RefSeq, a predicted model, not a curated record
GGUUGUGAAAGAACAAGAACAUGUAUCUGACUUUCCACUGAAGAUUAUAGACAGUCGAUUAUUGAACGUAAACUGCAGAGUACCGACCAUAGACUAUUGAAUAAUACUGUAAAUUAUAGACUGUACAUUAUUGAAUGACCACUGUAGAUUAAAGACUGUAAAUUGUGGAUUAUAGACAAUAGAAAAAUAUUGUAGAUUAUAGACUAUGGAAUAACACUGUCAAUUUUAGACUGUGGUUUAUUGAAUGCAAACUGUAGAUUAAAGAUUAUAGAUUUUAGAAUAAGAACUGUAUGAACUGUAGAUAAGGGAUUACAGCUUCGUUGAACUUUCUCUGGGGCGCGGUCUGUAAACUCACAACUUCCGAGUGAACCGCAGUAUCAGAGGGACGCUGCUCUUGGAACCUGAGAUGGAGCCACCACCUCGACCAACAAUCUUUGACUUCCACGGAGUCUACAUGAUCAAAUACUUCACUGAAAACUGGGACAACAUCCAAAGCUUCGAAGCGAGACCAAGUGAUAUUGUCAUAGCUACUUAUCCUAAAGCAGGGACAACAUGGGUCUCUUACAUCCUGGAUCUGCUGUAUUUUGAGGAAAUGGGUCCCGAGCGAAUGGCAUCCAUCCCCCUUCAUGAGAGAGUGCCUUUCCUGGAGUUCAGCUCAUCUUUUCAUCACAAAGGCAAAGACCUGGCGGACCAGCUACCUACUACGCCUCGUCUAAUUAAAACUCAUCUACCAAUUCAGUUUGUGCCAAAGUCCUUCUGGGAGCAGAACUGCCGGAUUAUCUACGUCGGUCGUAACGCAAAGGACUCGGCAGUGUCCUAUUUUCAUUUUAACCGGAUGAACUUAGUCCAGCCAGAUCCAGUUAACUGGAGCACCUUCCUGCAGGAUUUCGAGCAGGGAAAGAUGGUGUUUGGUUCUUGGUAUGACCACGUGAACGGCUGGUGGGAGAAGAAACAGACAUAUUCCAAUAUUCACUACAUGCUCUAUGAAGACCUGACUGAGGACCCGGGACAAGAGAUAGACAAGCUUUGCUCCUUCCUCGGUUUGUCUCCUUCGGCCGAAAAGAAGGAAAGAGUCGCAACUGGAGCGAAGUUUGACAACAUGAAACAAGACAAAAUGGCAAAUUAUUCCACUAUUAAAGUGAUGGACCAAAAGGUGUCUCCUUUUAUGAGAAAAGGGAAAGUUGGUGACUGGAAGAACCACUUCACUGUGGCUCAGAAUGAAGAGUUUGACGAAGACUAUAAGAAAAAGAUGAAGAAUCCCACACUGAAGUUUCGCAAUGAGAUUUAGAAGUCUGACCCCUUUGCUUAAUGAAACAUUCCUGAACAGGUAUUUUAUCAAAUAGCGUGAGCCAGAUGUUUAAUUUAGAGAUUUGGCAACAGAUAGAUAGAUAGAUAGAUGGAUACUUUAUUAAUCCCUUGGAAAAUUUAGGUCAUCAAGUAGCUUAUUGAUGGAAUGAGGUGAUUGUGUCAGUGUCUAGUAUGAAAGUGUUCUUGUGCUGCUGGAGUGGAUAGUACAAAAAGAUAUAUAUGUAUCUAAAACCAACAAAAUAUAUAUAUAUAUAUAUAAAUAUAUAAGAAUAUGAAGUGGUAAAAGUCUUUGCAUGGGGCUAGUAUAGUCAGUAAAGGGAUGGUUUAUAUAACAAGACAAUUAUGUCUGAUUACAUAAAUAUAUAAAUUAUUAAAGUUGGACUUUUACUGAUAUACUCAAUCAUUUCAUUUUAGUUUGUAGAGCUCAUUUCAUACAGAAGUAGUCUCAAUGUGCGAAGAAUAUAGGAAACAUUAAAGGAAUGAUACUCUGAACCUAUGAAAUAACCAACAGCAGAUGUAUGAGACACAAACACACACACACACACCCACACACACAAACACACACAUACACACACACACACACACACACACUAACCAAUUAACUACCUGAAGCCAGAGAUGUUAGUUAAAUAUUUUAAAUUAGCUUUUGAAAGAAAAAACAAUUGGCACAGGCCUCAUCUCAGAUCAGAGAUAAUGGUCAUGGUGACUACAUGUAUCUUCACCUGAAUUAUUAAUAAAAUAAGGAGACACAUGCUCGCGGAUCUGAGGGAUCCGGCUGUGUUAUUGUAACUGAGCAGGUUAGAAAUGUAUCAGGGAGCCGUACCAUUCAGGGUCUUGUAAACAAAUGGAAAUACUUUGAAAUCCAUUCAGUACUGUACCAGCAGCAACAGUCUCUUUGUCAAAAUUGAUUUAAUAGAAAUGUACUGUGUCUACUGUUAAGCUGUGAUCUCAUGGUCCUGAAAAAAAUGUUGGCCUCCAUAAAGGAACUAACCUAUUCA